This is a messenger RNA of Lichtheimia ornata, 2193 nucleotides long. RefSeq lists its product as uncharacterized. Gene Ontology annotation, molecular function: DNA helicase activity; ATP hydrolysis activity. Gene Ontology annotation, biological process: telomere maintenance; DNA repair. Lineage: Eukaryota; Fungi; Mucoromycota; Mucoromycetes; Mucorales; Lichtheimiaceae. The coding region runs from base 1 to 2193 and encodes 730 amino acids. The record is from RefSeq and is a predicted model, not a curated record. The transcript has 8 exons.
AUGAACCACAAUUACACCAAGCCCAGCACACCCAACAAGUCAAGUGGAAGCAAACAAAGUCUAUUCAACUACUUUCGAAAGGUCAGCCAUGACAAUGACAAGCAACCAUCACCGAGCACACCAAAGCCAACAGCCAAUGCCAAAGCCUUUAUCGAAUUGACUGAGGAUGACGAUCUCAUUAUGCUUGACGACAAGCCAAAGGCAUCAACAAUAACGCUUGGUCGUAGCAACAGCAGUAUCAAGAAGCAACAAAACAACAACGCUGGCCAUGAUAAACAAGGCUUUAUCAGCAGUGGGAUGUUGAAGAGUAUCUCGACCACACCAUCAUCAACAGUGAAUACCAGCUACAAGGGAAGGCCCAACUUUUCUAGUCUUACAGCUCACAACGACCCUUUGUCAUCAUCGGCAAUCACUAGCAACAACCGAGUGACGCCUAUCAAACGCACUGCACCGAUAUCACGUGCUUCAGGUCUUGAUUUGACACAGCACAAUUCACAAUCACAAAAGAGUUGGUCGGUGGGUGCAUGGAAAGCGACAGCUACCAACAAUGCCACGCCAUUCAAAUCAGCAUAUGACAAUCCAAAACGCCCUCGUUAUACCUUGGAUCAACCGGAUUAUUCGAAGCAACAACGUCGUGUAUUACCAACAUCCUUUGAUCAGCUACGUUCUAAGCACUUGUAUAAUGGCAAAGACAAUGCACGCAUGGGUGAUCUUGCCUCCACUUCGUAUCAAUCACGUUCAACGACAUCCUCCUCCUCCUCUUCCUCCGCUUCCUCCUACAAUAAGAAUUAUUCCUCGUCACGAUCAUCAUCAUCGCCAAAACCACCCAGCGCCAGCAAUCAAUCAGCACCCAAAUUGUCACCGGAGCAACAGCACGUAUUCGACAUUGUUGUGAAUGCCAGGCAAAGCGUCUUUUUUACAGGCUCGGCUGGUACGGGCAAAUCGGUUUUGUUACGAGCCAUCAUUGAAAAGCUUCGAUCCAUUCAUGGUACGGGUGUGGCGGUCACAGCAUCAACAGGCAUUGCUGCUUGUAACAUUUCUGGAUGCACUCUACACAGUUUUUCAGGCAUUGGAUUAGGAAAAGAGAGUGCCUCGGUUUUGGCUGAAAAGGUGAUGUCCAUCAAGAAGAAAAAGGAAAACUGGAUCAAUACAAGAGUGUUAAUCAUUGAUGAGAUUUCUAUGGUGGAUGGACAACUCUUUGACAAGAUUGAAUAUGUUGCUCGGGCAGUGCGUCAAAAUAGUGCUCCUUUUGGUGGUCUUCAGGUGGUGAUCACAGGUGAUUUCUUCCAAUUACCACCGGUGAGCGGCAAAGGUGGUCCACCAGCUCGUUUUGCAUUUGAAGCCGAGACAUGGAAUUCCGUUGUCAAGCGAACCAUCAUGCUGAAGCAAGUCUUUCGUCAAAAGGAUGAGACCUUUGUCAAGAUCCUUAAUGAAAUGCGUGUUGGCAAGCUAUCACCCGAAGCACUUUCUACCUUCCAAUCUCUUGCACGUUUACCGGAUUCGCAUUCCAAGCUUAAGCCUACUGAACUUUAUCCAUUGAGGGACAGCGUAAAUUCAGCCAAUCGAACGCGUCUUGAAAGCUUGCCAGGUGAACCCAUUGUCUUUACAGCACGUGAUUAUGGCAGGGUGAAUGCGGAUCAUUUCAUGGCUCCCGAUGUGCUUCAUCUCAAAGUCAACGCCCAAGUCAUGCUUUUGAAGAAUAUGGAUCAAACUUUGGUAAAUGGGUCUAUGGGUAUCGUCAAAGGAUUUGCUGGUGAAGGCAUCUAUGCGGAUCCCAAAAAGGUGAAGCGUUACUUGCUACCCAACAAGUACCAAGGUCAACAAGAAGAAGAGCCUGAUGUGGAUGGCAUGAUGCGUCGAAAGCUUCCUAUUGUGGAAUUCAUGAAUGGGCGUACGAUCGUGAUCGACAAUGAAUCAUGGUCCAUUGAAAUGCCAAAUGGUGAAAUUGUAGCUUCAAGAACUCAACUUCCAUUGAUGCUUGCAUGGGCCAUGUCUAUACACAAGAGUCAAGGACAAACAUUGGAUAGUGUCAGGGUUGAUUUGGGCAAGGCAUUUGAAAAGGGACAGGCCUAUGUGGCUCUUUCUCGUGCGACAUCACUUGAAUCAUUGCAAAUUGUCAAUUUCAAUCCAUCCGUGGUCAUGUGUCAUCCAAAGGUCACUCAAUUUUACAAGCUCAUUGAAGGCAUGACAUGA